This is a messenger RNA of Podarcis lilfordi (Lilford's wall lizard), 19063 nucleotides long. The record is from the annotation of a GenBank genome assembly. Lineage: Eukaryota; Metazoa; Chordata; Lepidosauria; Squamata; Lacertidae.
CAUAUAUGCUGGAAGCUGCCCAGAGCGGCUGGGGCAACCCAAUAAAAUGUGUGCGGGAUAUAAAUAGCAAAAUUAUCAUUAUGGAACAGGACAUCCCUAUUUUCAUUGGAUAAAUGUUGGAGGGUAUGUACAAUCCCUCUCAAAUGUGAUAUCCAGCAUUGUGGUUCAGCUCCCUGGUUUUCCAGAUGGGUGAUGGAACUGGUUGACUAACUACUUGAGCGCCAGACGCGAGUAAGGGGAGACAAAGAAAGGGGAGAGGACAAAACUGUAAAUUCAGCUGUGUUACAAAAAUGAGAGGAACCUUAUUUCUUUCAUUGUGGAAAAAUAAUAAUAAUAAUAAUAAAAUCUUCCCUCCCGGCUAGAAAUUUCCUUAAUUUCCCUUUGCAAGCCUAUUACUCUAAGCCCAGCAGCUCUGAUAUUGUGGGAACAGGACAGUCAUGGCAUCUUAUAUACACUCCUGCCUGUGUCUCCUAUGCUGUUCCAUUUCCUGGUUCUUGAGUCCAUCAAAUGGAGGCAAAACCAUGCCAAGGAACCACAGGAAAGUGCAUGAUAUAUGUAGCGUACUAGAGCUGCACUUUCUCAUACCUUUGACAUUGUGGCCCAGUUUGACAGCCUGACCACUGCUUAAACUGUUAAAUAACAAUGCAACCCCCCCUGUUCUGCUUAGAAGUAUGUUUUCCACCAAGAUUCGCAGCUUGUCAGGCAGCUGUUUGGCAGUAACUGGUCCCCUUGUUAAUCCGCAGGUAAUUACUGUAAUGCCAAUUGCUACAGGGUAAACUUUACACAGUAAAGAAAGGUAGCUGCUAAUUACUCAUGAGUAAUUACCCUUCUAUAUAACAGUUGUAGACUGCAUGCAGUAUUCUAUCUAGUCAAUCUAGCCUAAGACCACUGUGAUCUUUGCUAAACUGCCCAGUAGCCACAGUGGCAGGUGGACAUAUAAUUCUGCUGAGUUCAGCUGAAGGAUACAAUCAUGCCAUUAGUCAAGUCAGUUACUAGUUAAAUUUGUUCCAAAACAUAUCUCAAACAUAUACUGCUUGGUUCUUUCAAGCCCUUGGCUCUAUAAGAAGCCAAAAAACCCCAAAACUCUGUUUCCCUAGUUUAUUCCCUGACCAACACAAAGUGGGGGUGCACAUUUCAAAGGGACAGAGUGUUUUGCCAUAUUGCAGCAGCAGAGAACUUAUAACUUCUUUAUGCUUCUUCAGUAAACUGGCCCUUUAACUCUGGUGCUCUACUGCUGAAGUUGAAGCUCACGGCCAGGUUCAUGCUGUUUUAGGAAAUUAGUUAUCUAUCCUUCCUACUGUCUUGAGAAAUCAUUGUUUUCAACCUGCUGAUUACUAUAUUUUUUAAUUGUCACAAGCUGCUUGAACCGUGUAAAUUAAGAUUCCAGUUUCUUAAUGUUAUGUGGGAAAAACAGAAUUUCUAUAGAACAACCAAAGCAGUGAUAAUACAUCUAUAUCUCAUAUGACUCACCAGUCAGUGGUUCUUAUGGAGUUCAUGCAAUAUGCUAAAUGCUUUCCCACCCCAAUAUGUCGAACUGUUCUGUAGCUUUCCCAAAAAAGGAAAAAAAGGAAAAAACCCAAACCCUGCCCCUCUCACCCAUACAGCUAAGAGGGAGCACACUUAGCAGGGGCAGAAAAUAUUUGCAAACUGCAUGCCCCUGUUUCAGGUCACUGCUAAUAUGGUGUUAAAUUAGAAGCUCCUCUUACAAAUUCAGACUUAGGGCACUUAAAAAAAAAAGUUAAUCAAUACUUCAAACAAAUCAAUUACCAGAUAGCAGCUAAACUGCUCUACUGCAAUCCUGUCCUGGUAUCGCUUGCAUGUUCCAACUGUGUACAGCUCUCAGGCAAGGCUUGUAACAUUUCCUCUUCAUGAAUGAUCAUCUGUGCAACCAGCAUAGAGGCAUUAUUCCAAGAAAAUGUUAAAAGGGACAGGGAGAUAUUAAGGGAUGAAACUAAAGCUGAGCCUUAAAGUGAAAGGAAACAAUGGCUUUGACAUACAUUUUUACUUUGACGAGAGAAACAGACAAUGACAUACCAUAUUGCAGGCUAAUUUAUAUCUUCUUCUUUUUAAAAAGUCUUCUAAAUAGCCUAAAAUCAAGAAGAAUGUGUUUUCUGGAAGGCCGUCGUGAUUAUUGCUGACAAUGACUCACAACAACAACAACACUGUGAUGCAAUCAAAAAAGGUAACCUUUCCUUUGGUAGAGCAAACCUGUCAUACAGUAUUUUCACCAAUGAUGUGCUUUUUCCUUAAAGGAAGGCGGGGUUACAACUAAGUAUCAGGGCAAUAAAAAAGGGGGUCUUAUGUCAGGGACAUUAGAAGUCAGUUAACAAAAGUAUAUGUUCAGGCUGAGCUGAGAGGGCUCUCCCCCCGCAAAGCAUUUAAGUCUGCUGAAAUUGAACUGCUGGUUGCACAAAGAAGAAAGCAGACAGUCAUUAGGAAGUUUAGAUAUAAACUCAAGAGCGAAAGAACAUUUUCUUCAAGCUGGCCAGCAAGCCGAGUUUCAAGCAGCAUGAAUCCUCUACUCAGUACCUUGUUAUUUUCACUGCUACUUCUUCUAACCCUCAGAAUUCAGGAGCUUAUAGAGGCUUGCAGCUGUGCCCCUGCACAUCCACAGCAGCAAAUCUGCGAUUCGGCUUUAGGUGAGUCAUAAACACUAUACACUUUUUAUGCUGCCUGUAAGAAAUCAACUAACGCUAGAUUAACUGUGGGCAUACUUCUCUGCAAACCCUUUAGGGGCUCAUAUCCAAUAAUGGUUGUUUGGGACUCUGAAGAACUGGUUACACACAAAAAAGAUUUCAAGAAUAAUAUUACAAAAGCAUCUGGAAGCAGUUGCUCCCAUUUAUUUUUGCUUUUCAGUUUUCUCUGCAAUGAUUUGUUGUAAUUGGUGGCUGAAAUCCUUUAUGGGUUUUCUUCAUGAUGAUUUUCUGAGCAUUAGAUUCUGACAUUUAAUAUGUAGAAUAAUAAGGAUGUGGGUUAUAUGUGUUCUGUGGAGGGCUUGUAGGCAUUCUGUUUGUUACACUGCUUUCUAAAUAGAUAUUAACAUUCACUUAUUUUUAAAGAUAAUCUGCUUUUUAUCAUUUUAAAUCGAGAAUGUAUCAUGUUCAAAACAUGCUAUUUAAAAUUGUGUAUGGCUGAACAUUUCUGCAAAAUACUCUAUAAAGGCUAAGUAUAAAAUGCCUAGUUUUAUUACUAAGUAUUCGAUCUAUAUAUUUAAAAAACUAAAGUUUUACAAUUAGAGAAUAGGAUAGGAAAAUGUGACUUUUGUAGUCUUUUCAUUUUCAGCUUGAGCUGUGGCUAGUUAGCUUCCAUCCAGAGUGAACAGUAAAUGUAGAACAUGAGUUUCUAAAAUGUCACAAAAUUAGCAUCUCUAUGGGAUAGGCAAUACCUUCUGCAUACUGAUUAAUUGCUUUCAUGUGCUGACAGAAAAUCUUUGUAGCCAUGACAAACUCUGUUUAAAACCAUCAAUUAAAUUGUUUCUUAAUCUGGCUGUGUUAAGUAAUGUUUUCAUUAAAUUACGUACACCAGACAUGACAACCUAGAAUAAUGUGAAGUAUAGGAAAAAGUACCAGCUAGUGUUACUUCAGUUAAACAGCUGUUAAAUGCGUAAAAGAAAGCAGUAUUCAAAAUGCAUCUGAUACAAUUCUGGUGCAUGACACUGCUCUGAAAUGUGAAAUAUAUUCACACAGAUAUUGUGCUGAUGACCAGUUUGAAACUAGGAAAGAAGACUCUGACACCCGACAUGUUUAGUAGUACAUUAAGCGUCAAUCUAAGGGGGAGGAUCCCUCUACACAAUUCUUCAAAUACCUUUUUCUAGGGUUUGAAAACCAAGCAUGCAAAACACUAACUUGAUCCAAGUGCGUGCAUGACUUAAAAGUAAACUAAUAUCUCAGUUGCUACAAUGGAGCAAAAUGGAAUGUUUAGUUACUUAACAGAUUUAAUUCUCGAAGUGCUUUAUAUGGGCAACUAAAAACAUAACUGGGUGCAUAUUUAAUCUGGGCUACUGAACCUUUACUUACUCAGGUCUUUGGAGUGUUAAUGUGACAGGUGGCUGGGGAAAGCAAAGACCAUCCAGUUUUUCUAAACAGCAUAUAUAACUACUGACUAAUGUGAACUGCAGAGAAAGAUCUUAUGCUUGCUAUUAUACCUACUAAUAAUAAACUCAGCUGGUGAAUACUGGCAGGAUUCUAGCCAAAAUGGGGCCACUAAGAAACAAGAGGGAUGUAUCAACAUUCUCGAAGAAACCUCAGAAGCUCAAAAAAUAUUUAGCAAAAAGAAUUGAAGGGGGCCAAAGCACACCCACUCAAAACAGACCAGUGAGAAUUGAGCAUGCUCAGUAGUCACAUAAUGCUGCCUGAGGUGGUAGUAGGAAAAUGAGGAGGAGGGGAUGGAAUGCUGAGCAGAAGCACUAAGCGCUGCAGCAUUUUGUUGUAGGUCCUUCCUGUAAACAUUGUCAUUUAUACUUAAGGCCAACGCUCAGAAAGCAUAUGGAAGAAUGCCACCUAUGAAUAAGGUGCUUGCUUGUGAAGUAUGAUCAAAGAAUUGUGAAUGUUUCCUAUACCCAGGGGCUAAUCUACUAUGAAACAAAUGAAGCUUCAGCGACUUUAUUCAUGCAUGUAUAUAACAUCUCCCUAAUUUUUACCAGUCCCCCUCCCCCAGAAAUAACUUGAAAACUAUAAGGCAUAGGAAAUAUUUAUCCACACCAGUGACUUGUGGGAUAAUCCAGUAUAGCAAUUUUAAUCAAAAUCUGAGAUACAGUAGUUAAUUUUUUUUAAUUGUGGUGAUCUAUCAUGGAACAACCCCACUGAAGAAGAUAACAGUGGUUACCCAGAUCUCGCUGCUGGUUGCAAAGGGGUCCCCACAACAGCUCAAACUUCAGGGCCCCCCAAAUGUAGUUCUACUACUGCCUAUACCUGCUGCCCCCUUUUCCAAAUCAAACAUGAGAAGGAAGCAUGAUAGAGGUUGAUAUUUGUAGAAUUCUCUUAAGACAUUAUAACUACUGAAGGAGCUCCAGUUGAUAUACUAUGAGGGAUGGAAGUGAUCGUAUGACUGCUCUUGUGUAGCUCUACUUUGCAAGAGUUGUGGGUUGUAAAAAUUCAGAAAUAUCACUUCCAUAGUCUGAACAUCCUUUUUACAGAGCAUGAAAAAUUACAGAAUGAUUACAAAAACAUGAAAAAUGGAAGUAUGACUGUGAAUGCAGAAUAGCAUCUAAAUAUGAUAAAUUCUUGGGCAGGGGUACCUUUACCUUUACCUUUACCUUUAUGAUAAAUUCUUAGCACCAGACUUUCACUUCUUUGAAAGUUCUUUACUAUUUUUAGUUCUAGUUAAGUUAUUAAUAACUGUUAACUUCUUUAUUGACUACUUUAUAAAACUUUUAUCUUGCCCUUCCAAUGCAUUUGCUUUGCUUAUGUCAGCCAUCUCAGAGGUCAGAAACAUAUACAUAUUUGUAUACAUUACCUAUUGUACAUACAGACCACUGAAGAAUGGUCAAAAUGUGUUAGGCUUAGUUAUACGCAGUUUGAUUUGAUCUUUUCAAAUAAGUAUUCAUUGGUUAUGUCAGUUUAAUUUGUUUAUAUUUAUAAUAUAAAGCUGCUUUAUAUACUAGUUUAUACUACUCUAUUAUGUGGUAUUUUAAUGUUCAGUUUGCAGUUUCUUUAUCCAUUGGGAUGUUCAGGGAAUCUCACAGCACAUAGUAAAUCAAUAUAAAAAGAAGAAAAGAAAAAAAUUGUUAUACUAAAGGUAUAUGAAAAUUGUGUUAAUGCUUCAGCUGUUCCUAUCUUUUUUUGCCAUUCCAUUUCUGCUCCUUUUUAUUAAUUUUGCUCCUUUGAAAAUUAUAUGUGAAUGAAGGAGGGUAUCCCAGGCACUGGUUAAAUCAACAGACCGUACAUGGGUGACCUUUGGCUAAUUCAGAACCCCUACCAUUCCCAAGAUGAAACAAGAAGCACUUUCAUUGUUGCAUUUGUCUGUGUGAUUAGUGGUUUUGCUGCUUUUGUUGCUUCAAGCUAUGCCUAGUUUCGAAACAUUCAUAGCUACUAAGUAGGCCCAAGUAACUUGGAAGAAAUAAACUGGUGUGCUGGAAUUGAGAAAUAUCAUAUGGGAUGGUGGCAGAAAACAAGUGCAUGCUUCUUAAACGUACGUUUGUUUCAGUAUAUGGCACCAAAAAUUCUAUACUGGGCACACAGUAGACAAUUAUGUUAUCUACUACACACUGUUUAUAUACCUUUAUAUGUGACCUUACAAAAUAACUUGACAAACUAGCUUCAAAGUAAUAAUUACUUUUCAGAACAUGAGCAUUAUUUUUUACCUCCUACAUCUUACCUCACACUUGAUUCUACUCGGAAGUAAAUUAGACUUUUAAGAGUUAUUGAAAGAAAUGGAGCCUACCUAUUGAAAAUUACAGAUACUGAGCACUGUAUUUGUGGCAAGAACCAUCUUUGCUCAAAGUAUAUUUUAGGAGAGAUUCCAGAAUUCAGGUAAAUGCGUCAAAGAAAUCAGUAAGCACAAAAAAUUAAGCAACCCACUGUGUGAGAACCUACACAAAUGGGGAGGAAAACAGGGGUUCAGGUCAGCAUACGAAGCUACAAUAUAUAGCAAACAAAGUACAACAAAUGUGUUCAUCACAGUGUACCCACUAUUACAAGGCAUACAGUGCAUACAAGCGGAACUUCAGACUUAUCACAACAAAUACAAUAUAACAAUUAGUAAUAUAUAUUCAUAUCGCCGGCACAAGGGAAUUCUUGAAAGCAGCGGAGCAGCUGUAGCAACAGACAGGACUAGAGGCUGGUGAUCCCAGUUUCGAAGAGAAACUCCUUCAAUUGGCAAUAUAAGAGAAAACUGUAGCAGCCCCAGCCAAACAAUAUAAUAUAAACUCUUCCUGACCAUGAGAAGCAGCCAUACAGAUAGAAACUGCCCUACCUCCUCCACCCCACUAUCAAGGCCUAACUGGAUGCUUUUUAAUGGACAGUAAGGAGAGAGAAGUUAUAUGCAUCUUCCAAGUAUCUAUUUAUAUAAAAUACUUAAUAUUUCUGGAAACAGAAUGUAUGUCUUAGUUAGUGAUGAUGGAUGCUUUCUAUUCCUCACAGAUAUUCCUCACAGGCUCUCAUAGAAUUUCAUGUUUAAUCUGGCCCUCUUCCAUGCUGAUGAAUUAAAUUUUGCAUAAAAUAUAAACUCUCUCAAAAGCUCAAUCCUUUGCACACUUACUUCACUUUUCAGUGAUGCUUACUCACAUGUAAGUGUGAAUAGAAUUGCAACAUCGAUGCUCUUUGUGUACAUGAUGUUGGCUCUCCUGAUGUUCUUAUGAUCAAGAGGACAAAUGGAAGUAAUAUACCACCCCCCACUCCACCCUUAGCUAACCAUAGCUUUGUACUGAUACAUUGUGGGGGUUUUGCAAACUACCUAGAGGAUUUCUAGACUCAAAAAUGAGGUAAUGAUGAUGAUAAUAUUAAUAAUAAUAUGAUGGUGAUAAUAAGCAGCUGCUGCAGCUGACACCUGUGGAAUAAUCAAUAUUUUCAAGACAUUUUUGCUCAGCCUGUGAGGAACUGGGAGGUCUGAGCUGUUGUUUAGAACAGGAGCAGCUUGACCCCAUGACCCCAUACUGGAGAAGCAAGUUCCUUUGCAGCAACAACCUAUGCCAUAAGCUUGGAUAGCUGGCCACACAACUGAAUUCAAAGCCCUUAAAGAAUAAUUAUCCAGCUUUCACGAGUGGCAGUAUAGUUCUCCCUUCUAUAAUUCAUGGCCACCAAGUACCUAGGAGUUAAUACUUUUCCUUUUUCCUUCUCCAAACCUUUAUUAGGCAUUACAGAUACAGACCAUCAUAAAACAUCCAUAUACAAAAAAAUUAAAAUAUAUACAAAGAAGCAGCCAUAUAAUAUAUAUACACUAAUAGAAAUGUAUUAAUACAUAAAUUCUACCUCCUGAACUUAAGAUGCUGGCCAUUCCUGCUUUAGGUCAUCCAGGGCUAGCCCAAGACAUUUUGCCACCUGAGACAGAGAGAAAGUGGCAGAACUCCCUUGCCUGGUCAUGCCAAUUUGUAUAAUACUCAAUACUGCCAGCAAAGGCGGUGGUGGUUGUUGUUGUUGUUGUUGUUUGCAGCUGAAGCAGAACAUCCCACAACACUCUGCCAGCACUCUGGCAAUAUAAAUACAGCAAUAAUACAUUAAAAUCUAACAAUAUGCUGCCCUUUCAAAAAUCUCCUGCCUGAGGUGUCACCUCACUCUCCCUUAUGGUAGGGCUAGCCUUGAGGCUCCUUCCUACAGGACAUCUACAUCAUUGUUAAGUGCAGUGAUUUAUAAAGCUAGAAGGAGCUAACACAUACCUUUUCUGCUGCAUAAUGCUAACUAACAGGCUUUUGCAAAUGUCCUCAUUUGCCACACAGCAAAAUGCAUUCUGUUUGCUCAAAGGAAGUGUGGUUUGGGGGCUAUGGAAGCAUGUUGGAAACAUUUUAAAAUUUCUUUUAUAGAGAAACUCAUGAACCUCAAUGAAUAAGAUCCCAGCGUCCUUGCCAGCAAUUUUGUUAUGAGUUCUGAAGCUCUGGAACUCAUUAAAAAAAAACCCUACUGAUGUAUUAAUCAGCAAACUUGGGUGAUCCAGUAUUUUACCACUGAAAGAAUACGAAGUAGCUAAUUUGUGUAAUUAUCACAGUUGAUAUUUCCAAACUGGCUACCAUUCAUCACACUAAUGAUGGCUGACUCCAGCUGAAAUAAGAGAACAGCAUACAGCUGAACACAAAUUGGAAGAGACAACCCAUACUGAUACACAGGAGAGCGACUUCAUCAUUACAAUUUUGGUUAACCAAAUCUUUAGGGGUCUGUAUUUUCUUCAUGACUGCAAGACAGAAAUAUCUAGAGCAGGCUUUUUACAAUACUACAGGAUGCAAAACAACAUUCUUUUCUUAUACAGUGGUACCUCGAGUUACAAACGCCUCAGGUUACAAACGCUUCAGGUUACAAACUCCGCUAACCUGGAAGAGUUACCUCGAGCUGAGAACUUUGCCUCAGGAUGAGAACGGAAAUUGUGUGCUGGCAGCUCAGCAGCAGCAAGAGGCCCCAUUAGCAAAAGCACACCUCAAGUUAAGAACAGUUUCAGGCUAAGAAUGGACCUCUGGAACGAAUUAAGUUUGUAACUAGAAGUACCACUGUAAAGCUGUCAAAAUAAAAUUUAAAAUACUGUGGCCCAUAGGUGGGAUUUUCUCAUCCAGUUUGGUUUCUUUGAAAAUGCAUCACCCAUCAGUAAAACUGCAGAUAUGCACAUAUUUCAGUUAUAUAAAAUUAUCCUCAGAGAAAGGGGGGGGGACCAGGGAGAAUUGACAUGGUCCACCUCUCCUUUGUUGAGUUUGGCAGAGUAGAGGGAGGAGCAAAAUAAUUUUCAGACUGUUGGCUCAGGGCCCAGGGAACAGGCAGGCAGGAAUAGCUACAGAAUUCCCUCAUUUAUCUAUCUCUUUUUGGUGAUGUCCACAUCAAACAGUAGAUGAUCAACCAUCUACCUGAUGCUUGAGACUUAGGUAGGAAUGGGCUGUGAAUAUUUUCUUACCAGUAGCCCAAAAUUUCUUUCAAGAGGCCUUAGUAUCCAAUUCAUUGGACACAAAAGUUGUUGGACAUGAUGGCAUCUAUGCUAUCAUCACAUGAGAAGUAGAUGAAAAAUAAGAGUAACUGCAGAAAAAUUAGUGAGAGAGAAGGAGAUCUUAAUCUUCUACCUGUUACCCCCCCCCAAUGUUAAAUACAUCACAUGACUACAAUUUUCUUUCACUCCUUUGCUGUAUUGCAAGAGAUGUUCGAGGGAGGAUUAAGGUGUUAAGACCUUGCAUGGGAAGGAAAGACUGAAUUAUCUCUUCCUAGUAAAGAGCUCCAGCACUUGUAUGGGCAAAGAGGAUAACAUGUCUAGGAAGAAGAGCAACUAUAUACAAACAUCCUUCAGAGCAGCAGUGCUGCUAUGCUAUUUGAAGGCUGCUAUACAUUGUUUACCUUGGGAACAGUUUCUUUGCCUAAUAGUAGUGAGGUGGGGCAAGGACAUCCAUUUUCAUCUGGUCACUGGUGGAAGGCAGCACACAGAAGCUUGGACUGCACAGCACAGAAAGCUGAAAUAUAUGUAGUUUACUGAGAGCGUGCAAAUAUGAGGGUACUUGGAGAGAAGUUUGCUUAUUGCUACCAACUCAUAUUGAACUAAUGCAAGAGCAAACCUGGGUUACAGCUUGUGGUUAGUGACUAGAGAGCUUAAGUAUGAGAACUCCCAAUUUGAACUUAAUGCUAUACCAAACCUUGGCUCAUCUUGGGACAGCAGUACAAAGGACAGAGAAGGAGCGAUGUAGCUAUGAGCUCCCCUUAGGAGUCCACAUAUUCCCAUCGUGAAGUCAUGUGAACCAGCCUGAUACAACAUCAGUACUGCCUUAACAGAAUUUGGUUGAAAUAUAGAUGUAAGCACUUGCUAUGUGAAAUAAUUACCAUAGGAGAACUCUAGUCUUAAUCACUUUCAUCUUCAUAUUAGCUGGGGGUGGGAAAGAGAAAUAGACUGUACUAAAUAUAACAGCAGCUGUGCUUUAUAGUAUAAAUAAUAUGUCACACUACAGAAAGAACAGGUGAAUAAAUUCUAAAAUGUCUGUCUUGCUUUCAUUUACUCGCAGUGAUUCGAGCAAAGAUUUCCAGUGAAAAAGUGAUCGCAUCAAGUGAAGACCCUCUUCAUACUCACAAAAUGAUUCGAUAUGAAAUCAAACAAAUAAAGGUACAUGAAAAAACUUGCUUAUUAUGAUGCUUAAAUGCCAUUGAAUACUACUACUACUCCUGGUCAGUUUUAUACUCAAUUUCCAAAGUGCACAUAAGGGUGCAACACAUACUACUUAUCUGGGCAUAAAUUCUGUUGAACUUCUGAUCAGACAUAUAUAAGAUUGUGCUGUAAUGUGAUUUUAUAGUUUCUGAAGUAAUCAUGUCUGAUCCAUGUUUAGGAGAAAUAUUUUUUGUAUUGGAAGUUGUAUUAGAAAACAACUAAUGGAAAACCAUAAUUGUAAGUACUUGUGUAAGAAACAAGAUUCAGGACAGAUUCAAACACUUUGCUUUGCAGAUUCUUGGAAACUAAUUGGUAGCCAGUGCAGCUAUGCCAGAAUUGGGGUUAUAUGUUCAGCCUGACCUGCCCCAGUCAACAAGCUGGCUGCCAAAUUCUUGCACCAGCUGCUUUUUGAACAGUCUUCAAAGGCAGCCCAACAUAUAACACAUUACAAGAUGUUACCAGAACAUCAACAACAGUAGUUUUAUAUAUAUAUAUAUAGAGAGAGAGAGAGAGAGAGAGAUAAAGAUUUAUGGUAUCAGAUUCAUUUUAUACCACCACUGGUAGGUGCUUGAGAAAGCCUAGGAUGAGAUAUUCCCCAACUAUUCGGUUUAGGAAUCUUAGGGUUACAAUGGUUGAUUCAGACUUUAUGGGAUUAUACAUUAAGAGUGGACACUGCAUGGGUUUAGAUGGUUCUUAUGCAUACUCCUGGCAGAAAAAGCUUUCUGAAAAUAUGUAUGAUGGAAAGAGAAUCUGUCUAAUCUACAUUUGUCUCUAAUUUGAAAGUCAGCAAUAAGUGUAAAGGUGUCAUUUGAUUUUGAUAAUGAGUAGUUCUGUAUAGCCAAUAUCCUGGUUCACCUGAAAGGUCAGGGUUGGAAGUCUGAGGAUGCUCUUAGAUCCAGCAUUGUUCCUUGAUACUCAGGUUGGGUCCACAUCCAGAGGAACCUUUCAUCACCUUCAACAGCUUCUCCAGCUGCAUCCUUUCUUUCUCUUUUGCAAGUGGCAGAAGGAAAACUUGGGGGGGAAAUCCCAUUGAACACAGAAUAGAACAUAUUUCAUGGUGUAGCUGGCAGUAGAGAAGUCUUUUCCACCUGCAUUGCAUCUGGGGAAUUCCAUUUAGGGCAGUUAUGAGGCUGGAGGAGCCUUGUGGUUAUGAUAUUUGCAAGACCAAUUCCUCCCAUAUCUGCGCUGACUUCAACACGUGCUUCGUGACAGUUUGUACUGGCAAACACUUAAGCACCCACAUAUCAUAUUUGCUUGGAUGAGUUCAGCAGAGAGCACUGCUACUGAUGAGCACAUUUUAUUAGGAAAAAAAUCAAGAUACAUAAACUUUUGAGUGGAAGAGCAAAAUCUGUGCUUUGUCUUAAAUGGUACUGUAAAGACAUAGCUGUCUUACAUGUUAGAAUAUUUAUAGACCUGAGACAUUCCUUUAUAGUUUCCAUCCCUUGUAAAUGGUAAUAAAAUAUAAAUGUGCGAAGAUAAGACUAGAUAAUUUUUUAAAAAGUAAACUUCAUUUGGAUAGAUAAAAUUCACUUGUGCUAUGUUGCGAUGGUUGGCCUAAAUUUAGAUCUGUUGCUAUGUUUUUUAAAGAAACCUUUCUGUUCAGCAUGUAAACUUUAGAUACAUAUUUUUCAGCAAUAUUUUGAAUUUAUAGCUGUUUACAGUUGCCAACACUUAACACAAUAUAAUAAUGGGAACUCAUUUACAGUUGCAUUUCAUUAACAAUUACUGAUGGAAGUCAUUUAGAAGGCGCAUUUCAUGAUUUCCUUUAAAAAAUAAUAUACAUAGGCUUUUUGUGUGCAUUGUUUAAGAAAGAAUUAUGACAUUCAGGGGUAGGCAACAUGGUGCCUUCCACAUGUCUUUGGACUAUAAUUUGAUCAUCCCCAGCCAGUUGUUGGAAAAGAUGGAAUUUGUAGUUCUAGUAACUUGCCCGAAUACUUUCCAUGUGAGCAUUGGACAAUAGGAAACUAAAAUGAUACUAUCAAGAACAGAGGCUCAGCAUAUAGGAAGGCCAAAACUGAAUAUGUCAGUUUUCUGAAAUUCAUACUAAAAACAGGGUUUAAUACAACACUAAAAUUCAGCCUUACACAACUGCCAGGCUAAUCAAGCAAAUAUUUGUGUGAAAAUUAUUUAUGUUAAACGUCGUUUAUUCAUGGUUCUGUUGCUAUGCAAAGUAGAAUUUCUAAACUAUAUGACUAAACAUUUAACUGCAGACUUAGCUAAUGGCUUGAUUAGCCUCCAAUUUAUAACUGAGGAGCAAGCUAAAGGGGAGAAGUUCCUACUCUGCUCUCCCCUAGCCCUCCCCUAGCCCUCCAAGAGCAGGAGUGCCAAUGUGAAUAAAAUAUUGUGGGGGCCCAGGUAAGCCCUUCUCCGGAUAAUUGAUCCCAUGAUGUGGCACACACACACAAUUUGAAUGGGAAUGCCCAUCAACUUUGGGGAAGCAUGGUCCCCUCAAAUAUUUUAUUGUGGGGGCCAAGCCCCCACAGCCCUUAGGAGUUGGCUACCCUCUGGACAGGAGUUUGCACAUACUGGGUAGUCAAGCCACAAAGCUGGACAAUCUUAUCUAGCUGUACUGCCACCCACCAUACCAGCAAGGUUUCAAUUGUAACCUCACAAAAAAUCUUAUUCACAACACUUUUUUCUUCCUUUUUCCUAAUACAGAUGUUCAAAGGAUUUGAAAAGUUGAAAGAUGUUCAAUAUGUCUUCACACCUUUCGAUUCCUCUCUCUGUGGGGUGAAAUUAGAAGCUAACAACAAGAAGCAAUAUCUCCUUACAGGUACGGUACAGAGAAACCAAGGCAGUACACAAAAUAUAUAUUACAGUACCAUGGCCAGUGGGAAUCAAGAGCUUAUUAUGCUAUUUAACAGUAUAAAUACUGGAGCCCAUAUAAAGCCAAAGUUUGGACUGUGCUGCUGUGGAAAACUUGAGUAAGUAAUAUGAUACAAAAUUAAAACAUUGCGCUCUUGUGGUUGUUCCGUCAGCGCAAGCAUUUCUGCUUGGCAGACAGUAUGAACCCCCCUCUACCUGUUUUUAUGGGAAUUCUCAUGACUCUCCAGCAUGGAUCUGGGGAAGCCAUAGCGGGAUGAGAGGGUAGGAAAGGCCCCCUUGUGCUGGCUUCCAAUAGCAUGCAGAAUUAGUGGAAUCUGGGCCAAUAGGCCCCUGCACCACCAGGCCCAGACAGAGGGUGGAGCCAUAUGGGCCACUUGGCCCGGACCUCCGAUUCCAAAGGGGGUCUCAGUCAGCCUAUUCACAAUCACCGGGGCUUUAUAUGCAGAUACUGUUCAAGCCUUGAAAUAAAAUUAGUUGCCAUCAUAACUUUUGUGAACAUUAUUUAUAUACUUACUUAUUUAUAAGACUACAGUUAUCCCCAGGGUAAAAAAAGGGGGGGCACAUUAUCUACCUGGCCCGGGCCUCUGCCUGGCUCUGCAAGGCCCUGUGCACCACCACCCAAACAGCAGAUUGGGCUAAUUGGGGCAACCUCCCAGAGUAGAUGGCAGUGGGCUUAGGAUGACAAGUUCUGUUGCACUUGUCUGCAUAUGCAGUGAUUUAGUUGGAUACAACCCAGAGAAAUUUCUGUUACAAUUGUACCCCUUGUUUUAAUUCAAAAAGUUGUCCUUCUUGCCAUUUCAGAUAUGGAGACAAAUUUGUAAACUACAGUACGAAAUAAAAUUUUAAAACUCAGAAAAGUCUGAACUGUGCCAUUACCUCCAAUAGUGGCUAUCACCGUGUCCAGGCCUGUGCAAGAGGGAGGUAGCCAGGUACACUUGCCCCAUGCCUUGGAGGACUAAGCCAGCUAACAGACUGGCUGCUUUUUGCUUAAGUUUAUAACUUUAUUCUAACAGGACUCCUGCCCUGGGCUUCAGACAAGCUCCGCAUUGGCCUAUGUCUAUCUGUUUGCGAUAUGUGACACCCCCCCCCAAAAAAACCCCAGUAGUUUCUAGCAGGCAAGGUAUACAGAAGAACAGUAGUUUGUAGUUAGGGCAUCUAAGAGAGGAUAGAAAUUUAAAUAAAUAACAACAAUAAAAACAGUAUCCUGAAGGAGACUCAGGAUGGGUCAGUGUUAUUCCAUUUAAUGGUGGGGUUACACAGCAACAUUUCCUUGCAGGCUCCAUGUAUUUAUUCAUUACGUUAAAAAAAAAAUUGCUUCAGCAAAUCUCAGGGUGACAUUCACAAGUACAGUGGUACCUCGGGUUACAUACGCUUCAGGUUACAUACGCUUCAGGUUACAGACUCUGCUAAUCCAGAAAUAGUACCUCGGGUUAAGAACUUUGCUUCAGGAUGAGAACAGAAAUCGUGCUCCGGUGGUGCAGCAGCAGCAGGAGGCCCCAUUAGCUAAAGUGGUCUUCAAGUUAAGAACAGUUUCAGGUUAAGAACAGACCUCCGGAACGAAUUAAGUACUUAACCCGAGGUACCACUGUAACUGAAGUUAAAAAGUAAACCACAUCAUUGAUGUGGAUUGUAUCUUUAGUGUUGGGAAUGCAAUUCUGAAUCCUGUGUUUUGAUGUUUACCCCAAUGCAGGACAGAUUUUAGAUGACGGUAAAGUUCUUAUCCAUUUGUGCAAUUACAUUGAACCAUGGGAUGACCUUACCUUCUCUCAAAAGAAAAGCCUAAAUCAGAGAUAUCAAAUGGGCUGUGGUUGUAAAGUAAGUAUACCUUAUCCAUUGGAGUAUCAUUGCUCUUUCAGACCUAUAGCACAAGAAAGGUUGAGCAAGGCAAUCUCUUUCAUUUGAGUAUUUGUUUGAACUCAUACGCCCAGGCAGCCAACAAGGGGCCCGCCAGCAGUUGUUGGGACUACAAUUCCCAUCAGCCCCAACCAGCUUGGCCAGUGAUCCAGAGGGAUGGAGGUUGUCAUCAAACAACAUGUGAAAAUCCUAUGUUGGCUACCCUGGAAUUAGCCUUCUUUGGCCUGCCUUUUCUCAUUAAAACUAAUAUGGGAUGAAUUCUGACUAGAAGGAAAAUAUACACACUAGUGUGUUAUACUCCCACAUCAAGCUGCCUUGGCUUGGGUGAUUCUUGUUAACCUGCCAUAUCUAGCACAACUUUUCUUUGUAUUUCCAUCUGAUCUCCUUGACAAUUUUCUCACCAGUGCUAGAUACUGCUGGAGAGAAUUAGAUGAAUAGGCCAUGUUUUACAUGAAAAUAUAUGUUUAUCAUAAAAACGGCGCAUGCACUCAAGGCUGGUUCCCGUAUUUCAUGUGCAUAAUGUAGAAAUCUGUCCUAAAGAUACAUGUGCAACAUCAAUACAAACUUCAUGACUCUAAGGGUCAGACUACAUGUUUAGCUUAAGGUGAAAUGUGCAGUUAAAUUUCUUGGGGUUUUUUUUACAAUCUUAGGAGGCCUCACUGCAAUACACUGGGAAGUUUAUCCUUUCCCUCCCCAGUUACAACUCACCCCACCCCCUGUGUGACUAGUAAAGGGUUAGCUGCUGUUAUUGUUCCCCCUCUGGAGCUUUCCCUGAAAAAAUCCACUCUUUAAAGCUCAACUGGAGCAAAUGGCAAUUUGCGGAACAUCUGAAUUGAUGUUUGCUCCGACUGAGUGCUAAAGAGUGGGUUUUCACAGCGAAAGCUCCAAGUAAAAAACAAACUAACCCACACACACUUGGACAAGAAGCUUUUAAGUGCAGCCUUUGCCUGGAAAGAGCUGAGCAAUAAAGAAGUGUGGAUAAGGUCAUAGCAGCAUAUCAUUAACAGAGCAUAAUAUGUAGUCUGACCAUAAGAACAACUUGCGCAAAUAAUGUUUUUAUGAUGUUUUGAAAAGUUUUUAUUUUACUUUUCACUGUGUUUAACCAAUUCCCAUUAAUUCUUCUUCCUCUUCAUCUUCCUCUUCCUCCUCCUCCUCUUCAUACUAAUAAUAUUUAAAAGAAGGUAACAUCUCACAGGAAACAAAAUGUGCAGUCAAAUAUAUAUUAAGUUGGUCAAUAUUGUCUUAUGAUCUAUGUUGAAGGAAUGCAUUCAUUUUGGGAUAUUAAUGUACUUUUCCAUGUUUAGAUUUCUACCUGCUACAUGGUACCCUGCUCCAUCUCUACACCAAAUGAAUGCCUGUGGACAGACUGGCUGAUAGAGAGGAAGCUGUAUGGUCAUCAAGCAAAGCAUUACGCCUGUAUCAAACGCAGUGAUGGAACAUGCAGUUGGUAUCGUGGUGGCCCUCCUCCAGAAAAAGAUUUUGUUGACAUCAGUGAACCAUGAAUCAUGUAAUUUCUUUCAAAGCCCCAGGGGGUUAAGUCCAUCCGACGCUGUGCGCUCACUGCUGCUUUGAACUUCCAACAACUGUCUCUUGCUUAGAAACAAAAGCAAAUUGUGCUGUGCAAAUAAAGUACAGAGGUUGUAGAAUUGGCAUCCAGUCAAGAAGAGAAAUGAAUCUCCUGGAGGUAGCACUCCUUGAUAAAACUUUAGAGAGCAACUAUGUGGAAGCACUUCUUUGUUCUUUAAUAAUAACAAUAACAAUAACAAUAAUUCUGUUUUUGAAAUCAAAAUGAAUGUAACCAUAUAAAACAAGAUUCAUCAAAAUUUGGACUCCUGUUAAUAGGAUGAAUUUACUCUGUUUUAUUUCAAAAUAGUACUUCUGAAAAAAAUGGAGUAGCAUGAGACAUAAGAGCUUCGACAGUAUGUAUAUUAUUACAGUCUGCUGUAAAAAGUCUGAUGAAAGAUUAUUUUUCCCAUUUCAGAUUAUUCAAGUUAAAUGUUUUGUGAGUGCCAUUUAAAAUGUUCUACUUCACUCUUCUGUAUGCUACUUACUAUGUCUCAUCUAGCCUUAUCUUUGUCUUGAAGGAUUUGUUCAUAACACAUAUUUGAUAAUCAAAACAGAUCCAGUGUAGCAGUCCAAUCAAUUGGAAUAUACUCUAAAACAGAAACUAAGGCUGAUUAUUGUAUUACACAAGUGUUAUGACAUUCGCAUCCCCUGAAUGAACACCAUGACAUUAACAGGCCAAGUAAACCCAACUUCAUACAUCUUAGAAAAAGAUAUUUUUCUUCUAGUGGUCUGAGAUGUAUGCGGUUCUCAAGUCUUGCUAACUUAUGCACAAACAAGCAAAAUGAAGGGAGCAAAACAUGGACAAAAGAGAAAGAUGGAUGAAUUGAUCCUAGGGCAUGAAAUGCAAGUGCCUCUUGAAGUAUUGUAGGGCAUUUCCAGAGAAGGCUCGAUAGAGUUUGAGAACCUUUAGCUUAGACUGAAACACAAAGCUAGGAUGAUAUGCUGUGGCCUCACACAUGGGGUGAAAGUAUCAUGAUCAUCACUUCAGUAAUUAUAGCUGUCCAGAUGCAGUGCCUGGAACUUAAGUAUUUUGAAAUAUGAUGGGACAAAUCAAGGACAGCUCAGGUAUAACGGCCUUUACUGAGUAUGCAAUUUCCUGGUUUCUUCAUGCAAAAUAGUUCUACAUUCAUAGAAUCUUAGAACUGUAAGGAAUCCUGAGAGUCAUCUAGUCCAGCCCCUUCCAAUGCAGUAAUCUCAACUAAAGCAUCCAUGACAGGUGGCCAUACAACCUCUGCUAAAAACCUCCAAUGAAAGAGUAUCCACAGCCUCCUGAGGGAGUCAGUUUCACUGUAGAACAGCCCUUACUCUCAGAAAGUUCUUCCUGGUGUUUAGCCAGAAUCUCUUUUCUUGUAACUUGAAGCGACUGGUUCUGGUCCUAACUUCUGGAGCAGGCGAUUAAAGAGGUGCUAACCUUCUAAUGAUAUCCCUUGAUGGUGAUCUGGCCACUGACCUGCUUGUAGUUCCUAAUUAUUGAUACCUAUUUUCUGUCCACCACCGUUUUAUAGCAGAAUUUGCACGGACUGCAGCUCAGUAAUACAACAUCUGCCCUGCAUGCAAAAGGUCCCAGGUUCAAUUCCCAGCAUCCAGAGGCAGCUAAGCAAAGGCUCCUGCAUGAUACGGUACAGAGAUGUUACCAGCCAGAGUACACAACGCUGAGCUAGAUGGUCUGAUUCAGUAUAAAACAACUUCCUAUGACCUAUGCAUUCACCCCAGCUCAUAAAUUUGUUUCUAUAGAUACACCAUAAAAGAGGAAGCAGGAACAAUGUUCUCCCUUGACCAUGAGCAUCUCUGACUAUUUCAUAAUCCAGUGGAGGUGCCACUGUUCUCCACCUGUUUUGCAAACUGCAUUAUGAGGCAGUGGGACAGAUCCAUAUGUUGCAGCCCCAGACACCUUUUAGGAUACAAUGGGACAUACUACUCAGUAAACAUGCUUAGGACUAUACUGUUAUGUAGAAACAUGCUAUGAAGGAUAUCUACUUCCUAAAACAAUGUUUAAACAGCUGAAUAUGCUAUAGUUUUUGCAGAAUGUAGAAGUCAACUUUUUUGUUGUACCACAACAAUUCCC